UAGAACUUUGGUCGAAGAUUUGAGUUGGGAAAAAAAAAAAAAACCCAGGUAGGUCUAGGAAGCUUUGGUUUCGGCAAUAAUGGAGGCAAGUCUGGAACAGUCUUUACAGGAUGGGAAGCUGCUUCGGCAAGUUAAUGGUUUAAUCGUUGCACAUCUUCGUGACAACAACCUUAACCAGGCUGCUACAGCAGUUGCUUCAGCAACAAUGACACCCUUAAACGUCGAAGCCCCUCCAAACAAGCUUCUUGAUCUAGUUGCUAAGGGCCUUGCAGUGGACAGGGAUGAGGCAUCGAAGGGGGUUGCACCUGCUGCUCUGUUCGACUCUGGAACAGCAUUGACUGAUGUAUAUGGCUCAGUUCCAGCUCCUCGCACCGUUUCCAUUGAUUUCAGUGCUGUGCAGGAUACAAAAGGCUCAUCAAAGAGUUUCCCAAAGCAUGAAACUAGACAUGUUUCAGAGCAUAAGAAUGUUGCUAGAUGUGCUAGAUUUAGUCCUGACGGGAGGUUUGUUGCCACUGGAAGUGCAGACACAUCAAUUAAACUCUUUGAGAUUUCAAAAAUCAAGCAAAUGAUGUUGCCAGAUACAAGAGAUGGCCCUGUCAGACCUGUUGUACGGACAUUUUAUGAUCAUUUGCAGCCCAUAAAUGAUUUGGAUUUCCAUCCUCAAAAUACUGUUCUGAUAUCUGGGGCCAAGGAUCAUACAAUAAAGUUCUUUGAUUUUUCAAAAACAGUGGCAAAGCGAGCUUUUAGAGUCAUCCAGGAUACUCACAAUGUUCGAUCCGUUUCUUUCCAUCCUUCUGGGGAAUUUCUCUUAGCAGGGACGGAUCAUCCAAUUGCCCACUUAUAUGAUAUCAAUACCUUUCAGUGUUAUCUAUCAGCAAAUGCCCCUGAGAUAGAUGUUAAUGGUGCUAUCAAUCAGGUAAGGUAUUCAUCUAGCGGUGGUACGUAUGUAACAGCAUCUAAAGAUGGUGCUGUAAGGGUGUGGGAUGGGGUGAGUGCUCAGUGUGUGCGUUCCAUUGUUGGGGCACAUGGGUCAGCAGAGGCAACAAGUGCAAGUUUCACAAAGGACCAAAGGUAUGUACUUUCAUGUGGGAAGGAUUCUACAGUGAAGCUCUGGGAAGUUGGAACUGGGAGACUGGUCAAACAAUAUGUGGGAGCUAUUCAUACACAGUUGCGAUGCCAGGCUGUUUUUAAUGAAACUGAGGAGUUCGUCCUUUGCAUAGAUGAACCAAGUAAUGAGAUUGUCAUUUGGGAUGCUCUGACUGCUGAAAAAGUGGCUAGAUGGUCGUCCAAUCAUAUUGGUGCACCUCGCUGGCUUGAGCACUCACCAACGGAGGCAGCAUUCACAACCUGUGGAACUGACAGGUCGGUCCGGUUCUGGAAAGAAAUUCUUUAGACGUGCGAAAGAGCUUUUCUCCUUUUGGUCUAAGGAUAUGCAGAUGCAUUGGAGCAUUUAAUUGAAGUAAAUUUUUUAAGUUGCACCUCGAGAUAAUGCCUCUAGUUUAGGAGAUCAGAAUUAAUUGUAGUUUCAUAAUUGAACGAAAUUUUACAAAUAUGUGGUCUAAUAGUGGAAUUCUCAAGAUUUUACUUUUCAAAUCUUGUUGAGAAACAAGAUAUAUUUUUA
Telopea speciosissima is the source of this 1621-nucleotide messenger RNA. RefSeq names its product cleavage stimulation factor subunit 50. The transcript is spliced from 14 exons. The record is from RefSeq and is a predicted model, not a curated record. Lineage: Eukaryota; Viridiplantae; Streptophyta; Magnoliopsida; Proteales; Proteaceae. Gene Ontology annotation, biological process: mRNA 3'-end processing. Gene Ontology annotation, molecular function: RNA binding; protein binding. Gene Ontology annotation, cellular component: mRNA cleavage stimulating factor complex. Bases 80 to 1393 code for a protein of 437 amino acids.